AAUUCAGCUCUCUUCCUAGCAUUCAUCAUCUCAACUGCUCAAACGACCUUCCUAAAAGAGAAAGAUUAGCAAGAAAGUUUUCUAAAAGUAUCCUUUAUCUUUAACUUCUCCAAUUUACAUUCGCAUUUUUUGAAAUUUUGUUUCAAAAUUCAUGAACCCUGCAAUUUUUUCUUUGAAUUUCAUAAGUUUUUGCAUAUCUUGUAAUAAGAACAUCAUAAGAAAUAUAUAAGAAAACUUUAUAAUGAAUCCGAUAUAUCCAGUGAAGGAAGAGUAUCCGGGAGGAGGAUCAUCAAGUUCAACUGCAUGGCAAUCAAGAAAUCAGUCAGAUGGAGUGGCGCCCCCGCCUCCGCCUCCGCCACCGCCACCACCGCAGCCAAUGGAAGGGCUGCACGAUAUGGGCCCUCCACCAUUUUUGACCAAAACCUUUGAAAUGGUGGAGGAUUCGACCAUUGAUAAUAUUGUUUCUUGGAACAGAGGGGGGCAUAGUUUUGUUGUGUGGGAUCCCCAUUCUUUCUCCACCAGUGUUCUUCCAAGAUACUUUAAGCAUAAUAAUUUCUCGAGCUUUGUAAGGCAGCUGAAUACUUAUGUAAGUACAUAUUUUUGUUCAUAUAAGUAGAAUUUUUCCUCCUUUUUUCAAUUUUUGUUACAGAUUUUUCGAAGCUGAAAAAGUUCAAGCCCCAUACUCAUUUUUAGCUAAUGCAGUAGUUAUUUCAGUUUAGAAACAAAAAAAUUACUUUUAUCUAAAGCGUGAAAUGAGUUCGUGAAUUAGUAGAAUUUUUCAUUUGCUUUGAUGGGGCAAGUAAGGAAGUGUUUCUUAAUAGAUAUUAGUACUAAUUUUUCAAACA
Olea europaea var. sylvestris is the source of this 845-nucleotide messenger RNA. RefSeq names its product heat stress transcription factor A-7a-like. The record is from RefSeq and is a predicted model, not a curated record. Gene Ontology annotation, molecular function: RNA polymerase II cis-regulatory region sequence-specific DNA binding; DNA-binding transcription factor activity. Bases 242 to 616 code for a protein of 124 amino acids. Gene Ontology annotation, cellular component: nucleus. NCBI's taxonomy places the organism in Eukaryota, Viridiplantae, Streptophyta, Magnoliopsida, Lamiales, Oleaceae. The transcript has a single exon. Gene Ontology annotation, biological process: regulation of transcription by RNA polymerase II.